AUCGAAAGGAGAUUAUUUGUCAAAACCCGUCACAGUGCAAGAAAAAUAAAAACCGUAGGAGAAUCCGCGAUGUGCGUAAUCAUGAUCAUCAACAAUCCCAACUUCCCCUUCAAUCACACUGGAAUCAAUUGAUCGGUUUCUCAGGAUUUCUAUGCUGUAUUGGGACAGGAAGGGAACACGCGAGAUUCGUCAACGCGGUGGAUAAAAAGCUAUAUUAGUCCCCCCCUGCACCCCCAUGUAAUUCCGUUAACCCCCUCGAAAAUCCCCCACCGAUGGCACAACAGGGCACCACGUGAGAGAGAAAUGCAUCAGCCCAGCGAUGAGCAGGGAAAUAAUCGCGCCUUCAACAGAGGGACUCCUCUCAUUGAUGCCGGACACCAACAUUGUCGAGAUUCCCACGUCGCAGCCAAUAAAUACAGAGCAAUCAGGCAACAACUGGCUCCUGCGGAAAAGGCCCAACAUGCUGCGCUGAACUCCAUUGCGGGAACUCAAGCAAAAUUUCACCACGCGGCGAGAAAUAAUCAGCCCAUCGAUGCACCGACGCCACUUCGGGCAAGUCCUCAACUAGGAAAUUCACGACCUUUCGCUGCUCCGCCACCUUUGUCUCAAGCCCCAGGAAACAAUCACCAAUCCACAGGCAAUUCAGACACCCGUUCCGGGAACUGUACUCCACCGUUACAAGGCGGCAGACCGAGAGGAGGCGGCGGCGGAGGCGGCGAAGCAGGAGAGCGGCCCCACACGAGUCCCAAUCCCGCAGACGUCAGCAUUCAUUGCCUCAGGCCACAGCCAUGCAGUCGCCCGACAACGCGUCCGUGCCCAAAACCGACAACCACCCUGCCGCCCAAUAACAAUAACAACAACCACGACGACGACAACGACAGCAGUGCCGGCGAGGCCAGAGGACUCGACGCCGCCGUUCCUUCAGAGGUCCUCAUACGGCCACUCAUUGCCAUGCCUCCGGCGCAGCUGGCCGCCAUCGGCGCCUUCCGACACAAGGUCGACUACACGCGCCAGGAGCUGCAGCAGUUCCUCGACAUCACGACGCCGCUCAACACCUACUUGCAGGACAUGCGGCAAAUGCUCUCGCAGGCCGGCGUCUACCACAGAUUCGUCACAGACAGGAUUCACAAGGACAUUGAAGAAUUCAAGCAAUUGCACAAGGAACUGAGAUCUGCGAUUGACGGCGUGGAUGCGAAAAGAGUCCGCAAACGUGCAAUUCAAGCGGAAAUGAAGCGAUUGCGGAAAUCUGCCAGGAUUCUCACAAAACAAGACCACGAGAAGGCAGAAGAACGCUUGAAAUGCAUUGAUCAAGACAGCCUCCAGAUUUGGCAAGAGAUCAAAUCCGUGGACACAAAAGCGCAACUGCAAGAAAUGCUGGAGAAACUCAAAAAAAAAAUGGAAGGCCUUAGUCUAGCAGUGGAACUCGCCCAAACUGAACUGGCAGCGAUGGAAACAAAUGAAAAUCAGGCCAUCAAGAGACUCUGUUCAAACAACCCGGAAGUUACGACCGAUAUCAAGGCCCUCAAGUCAACACCCGCCACUUUCAGCACCACCACCAUCGAACCACAAACGCCAUCUUCAACGGAGACUCUUUUUGCAUCUGGAUUCUCGUCCAUCUCGUCACCGCACCAUCGUCCAUCUGGCGGGGGAACCAAUAUUCCGCUGAUUCAGUUCUCCACGUCGACACCGACCCUGCAACACCAGCAGCAGCCCAUCUCCAGACCGACGGCACCCCCGUUUCCGUUUCUCGCUCCCCCGCCGUCCAUGCUGGGGCGGAUUAAUCGGCCGGCCAUUCCAAGACCCUUCGGACCCCUUAAACCGCCUACACUUUCCGCAACGAUUCCAGCGCCCUCUCCGCCAGCAGGCACGAUUGAUGCCCACGGAUACCACAGGGUGGUGUUGGAAAUCAAGGAUACGGCUGACGACGAGAAACGGCGUCCCGUCGUCAGGCCAUGGUCCCCGAUGACCAUUCAGGCCGUCGGAUCCAGCUCCACCACCGUCGAAACGUGCAGCAAAGAGCCCAGCGCCGUCCUUACGAUCGAAAAAUGCACUCCUACCCGCGACGAGGCCAAUCAUUUCGACGCUUUCGAGCUCGUCGACUACGACGACGAUGGACGCCCCAACUGUCGGACACUGUUCGAAGAGGCUGAAAUUUUGAGCGACGCGGAUAUACUCGACUACACGACGACGGAGUCUCAGAGCAAUUUGGAAAUCGUCGUCGUCCAAGAGACGGACACCGACGGCGAAACAGUACUGCGAGUCACGACUCCGCGAGAAGAGACUCAGGAUAUCAUCGACGCCCUCUUCGACUCCUCCAUGUCCCCAGACGUCGAAUAAUUGUUACACUUCCCAAACCUAACCCACAUUUGGAUCAACGCGUUCAUAGAGAGAGAGAAAAAAACCCUAGAUGUUGGAUCAAUCAACACGAUAACUACCAACUUUACAAAAUAAAGCAGCAUUAAAGAAAUUUAGUUUACUGACAGUCGUCGCUUUUAUCGUUUUUCGCUCCCGAAAAAAAAGAAAGUACUCACGGAGUCUUCAAUUCCCCAAGGCAACUUCGGCAAACACUUCAGCACGUUUUCGGAGAAUUUCGAGUGGGGCACAUCGUGUUCCAGAAGUAGAACUUCGUUCUCCGUCGCUUUAUCACCAAUUUUCCCCAAACUUCUCACGUAAUGACCCUAACGGUUAAAACACAACUUCAAUCCAAGUCCAAAGUUUGCCGCGGACAAGACGGAAGUACCAGCGGAUAGCGCGAAUGUCGCGGCCAUUCGUCCAUCUGAACAACGAUUCGAUUCGUCGCUAAUUUCUCCGCCUGUCUCGUUUCGAUUCGAAUUUUCGGAAUCCUUUUCUCCGCCGGAAUGAAGAGGUGCUUCGUAUGCUGUAAAAAUGGGAAGAAAAUGAAAACCAAUUAUUUCACCUGGUCAAACUUGGAUGAUGCAGGAAAUCACGUCAAGGCUCC
Notodromas monacha is the source of this 2959-nucleotide messenger RNA. The record is from the annotation of a GenBank genome assembly. Lineage: Eukaryota; Metazoa; Arthropoda; Ostracoda; Podocopida; Cyprididae.